AGCGAAGAAAACUCGUGUUUGCAUAGGAAAAAAUUUGUUGAAACACCGGUUUAUCCUAUAUAACUGUAUCUAACACGAUACAUUGUUUUGACAGUCGUCCUUACUCACGAUUAGGCUCAACUUUGGAGAACCAAACCAAUAUCAGACUAAAUUUACGUAUUACCCUUCUGAUGUCCAGAUUUGUCGCAGUGGCCUUCCGAUCAGCAUGUCGCCUUUUGAAUACAUCUCGACCCCUGACCUCCAAACGUGACACACAGUACACGAGUGUCAGGAAUUUCCUCGUAACACAAUCAAAAACCAAGGACAAGGUAACCAUAUAUUUUGUGACCAGUGAUGGCAACAAAAUUGCAACAGAGGCCAAAGUAAAUAGCACUUUGUUGGACUCUAUUAUUGACAACGACCUUGAUUUUGAUGGCUUCGGAGCCUGUGAAGGUACUAUGGCCUGUUCCACUUGUCACGUAAUAUUACCCAAACACAUAUACAAUGCUGAAUUACCAUCAGAUGAAGAACAAGAUUUAUUAGAUAUGGCCUAUGGCUUAACAGAUACGUCUCGCCUUGGUUGUCAGGUUUAUGUCACAGAGGAUAUGGACGGCGUUGAGAUAAAGAUUCCUACAGAAACAAACGAUAUACGAGGAUUUUCUUAGAACUUGGUUGUUUAAAUUUUAUACAUCCUGUAAAAUAGUUUGAAGAAAAUAAAUUAAUAAAAUUUCAC
Molecule: messenger RNA, 712 nt
Organism: Octopus sinensis (East Asian common octopus)
Lineage: Eukaryota; Metazoa; Mollusca; Cephalopoda; Octopoda; Octopodidae
Product: 2Fe-2S ferredoxin
Exons: 4
Coding region: 171-644 (157 amino acids)
Biological process (GO): P450-containing electron transport chain; positive regulation of oxidoreductase activity
Cellular component (GO): mitochondrion
Molecular function (GO): 2 iron, 2 sulfur cluster binding
Source: RefSeq, a predicted model, not a curated record